AUGAAGGACACUUGGGCAAAGCUCACUGGCGAACAAGGUAAUAUAAGAAUAGGGUCAAGGGCAUCGAGCUCUACGCAACAAGAUACUUCUGAACAAACAGAGCAAUUACUUUCUAAUGAUAUUGAACAAACUGAAGAAUCAAUCGCCUUCACAAAAUUAAAUGAAGGGUUUACCACGAAAACGGAGAUCUUUGGUUGGUGUUUAUAUUCAUGGGCUGCUGAACCGUUCAUUGUAUCUGCGGUUUCAACGUAUGUACCGCUCUUAUUGGAACAGUUUGCAAGAGAAAAUGGUGUUAGAUUGGAUAACCAUUUGAUUCCUUGUCUGACAGAGAACCCAGUGGUGCUCCCAAUACUACCACCGCCAUCAAAUGGCACUAAUCCUGUUAAAUGUGUGGUUUACGUUUUAGGUAGUUAUAUUGAUACUUCUUCAUUUGCUCUAUAUACGUUCUCAGUUUCAGUGCUUAUUCAGACUCUUACUGUUAUUUCCAUGUCAGGUGCAGCUGAUAGAGGGCAUUAUAGGAAACAAUUAUUGAUUACAUUUGGCUUGAUAGGUGCUGUUGCAACAAUCAUGUAUUUCCCAAUAACAAGUUCAAGAUACUACAUUGCAUCUUUACUGGCCAUCAUUGCCAAUAGUUGUUUUGGUGCUGUCAAUGUUUGUGGGAAUUCGUUCUUGCCUAUUCUUGUGGCCAAUACUAGAGAAGUUCAAGAAGCUUCUCAUCAUCAUGAAGAAGAUGGUGAUCAUAAGGAGGAGACACUCAAAAGAGGCAACUUGAUAACAAAGAUUAGUGGUAUGGGAGCUGCAUCAGGUUAUAUAUCUGCUUUAAUCGUGCAAGUUCUCUCAAUGUUUUUGGUGAUCAAGACUGGUUCCUCUACACAUUCCAUUCAGUAUGCUAUUUUCUUUGUUGGGGUAUGGUGGUUAGUAUUUCAACUGCCACUAAUCUUCUUACUUAAAUCAAGAUCUGGGCCACCUUUAGCAAUUCAUAAAGAUCAAAAUGCAAUCUUACAAUAUGUUAAAUAUGGUUGGAAAACAUUAUUCAUUUCAAUCAAACAUGCAUCUACAUUAAAGGACGUUGCAACUUACUUAUUUGGUUGGUUUAUUGUUUCAGACUCUAUUACCACUAUAAAUUCAGCUGCCGUGCUAUUUGCAAGAUCUGAGUUACAAAUGUCAACACCAAAGUUGGUUGUCGUUGGUAUUCUUUCUGUUUUGUUUGCAAUCUUUGGAUCAAUGGUUGUACCUCAAUUACAAUCAUAUUUCAAAGUUACACCUAAAGUUUCCUUAAUGGCUAUAAUUAUAUGGGCCUCAGUCAUCCCCUUUUAUGGUAUUUUGGGAUUUUACUUCAAUGUUGUUGGAUUGAAACAUGAUUUUGAAAUGUACUUGUUGGCUGUUUGGUAUGGGUUUGCAUUAGGUGGAUUAGCAACUAUAAGUAGAUCGUUAUUCAGUUUGUUGAUCCCAAAGGGUAAAGAAUCCACAUUUUUUAGUUUGUUUUCAGUUACAGAUAAAGGAAGUUCCAUUAUAGGUCCAACAGUAACGGCGUUGAUCACAGAUAGAACACACAACAUACGGUAUACUUUCUACUUCUUGUUUGUGCUUUUGCUGCUUGCGUUGCCAAUUUAUGCAUUACUAGAUGUUGAAAGAGGUAAAAGAGAAGCUCAAGAGUUAGAACAUGUGGAUGAUGAAGGCCUUCCCGAUAUCAUUACAGAUCAUACAGUUUAA
Molecule: messenger RNA, 1713 nt
Organism: Hansenula anomala
Lineage: Eukaryota; Fungi; Ascomycota; Saccharomycetes; Phaffomycetales; Wickerhamomycetaceae
Gene: ATG22
Product: Atg22p
Exons: 2
Coding region: 1-1713 (570 amino acids)
Biological process (GO): amino acid transmembrane export from vacuole
Source: RefSeq, a predicted model, not a curated record